Molecule: messenger RNA, 861 nt
Organism: Porites lobata
Lineage: Eukaryota; Metazoa; Cnidaria; Anthozoa; Scleractinia; Poritidae
Source: the annotation of a GenBank genome assembly
AUGGAAACUUGGUUCACGAUUCUUGGUUGGACACUAUCCAUUGCGGCGGCGGCUGGAAACGGUUCCAUUAUUUUUCUUGUUUGCAAAAAACGACGGCUCCUCACUAAAACCAACGCUUUUAUCAUUUCCCUUGCAGUAGCGGAUCUCGGUGUAGGGGCUUGCGUUUUCCCUUCAGAGUUUUUCUCCGAAAUCGUCAAAACUAGCCACAAUUCGUCUUCAAACUGUAACAACAUUCGAUUGCUAAUACGAUGGCUGUUCAGCUACGCAUCUGUGACAAGCUUGUGCAGUUUAAUUCUGGAUCGUUACGUGGCGAUUGUUAAGCCUUUAAAUUAUCUAAAUUUUAUGAGCCGAGGUCGUGUUAUCCAAAUGAUUUUUGUUUCCUGGGCAAUCCCUGUGGGAUUUGACAUAACUUCAAUUCUCUUACCUGCUCCAGUUAAGUGCAAUUUUGUUAACAUAUUUGGCAUGUUUUGGGAGAGUUUUUCAUGCUGCUUUCUAAUAUUCUGCUUUUCCUCUAUGAUACUUGUCGUAUAUAAACAUGAUAGAUCGUCAGCCAUCUUAGCAAAACAGUUACGCUUCAACCACAGAGGUUUGACAGUCAGCAGUCAGGACAGAUCAGCAGUAACAAUGAUGGCGAUUGUGAUAGUCGUGUUUCUCGUCUGCUAUGGAAUAUAUUUGCGCUGCAGUAUAGUAGCACUUUUUCAUAAUCUCAAAUGUAAUGAUACAGACUAUAAAAUACCCAUGUUAGUCCUGAAUUCCGCCAUCAACCCUUGGGCAUAUGCAUUCUUCAAGAGGGACAUAAAGAAAGAGAUGAUUAAGAAAUUGAUUUGCAGAAAAACUAAGAAGAAACUGCAAAAUCAAUAA